This is a messenger RNA of Phodopus roborovskii (desert hamster), 3266 nucleotides long. It is a transcript of the gene Ide, whose product is annotated as insulin degrading enzyme. Gene Ontology annotation, molecular function: metalloendopeptidase activity; metal ion binding. Gene Ontology annotation, biological process: peptide catabolic process. Bases 44 to 3106 code for a protein of 1020 amino acids. The transcript has 25 exons. Gene Ontology annotation, cellular component: mitochondrion; peroxisomal matrix; cytosol. NCBI's taxonomy places the organism in Eukaryota, Metazoa, Chordata, Mammalia, Rodentia, Cricetidae. The record is from RefSeq and is a predicted model, not a curated record.
CAAAAGGAAGCGUUCGCCGAGAUCGCAGCGGCUGCGCCGGGGUAUGCGGAACGGGCUCGCGUGGCUGCUGCACCCCGCGCUCACCAGCACCUUGCGCUCCAUCCUCGGCGCCCGCCCGCCGCCCGCCGCGAAGCGACAGUGUGGUUUCCAAAAAAAGACUUACAGCAAAAUGAAUAACCCAGCCAUCCAGAGAAUAGAAGACCAGAUUGUCAAGUCUCCUGAAGACAAACGAGAAUAUCGUGGACUGGAGCUGGCCAAUGGCAUCAAAGUGCUCCUCAUCAGUGAUCCCACCACGGACAAGUCAUCAGCGGCACUCGAUGUGCACAUAGGUUCGUUGUCAGACCCUCCAAAUAUUGCUGGCUUAAGUCAUUUUUGUGAACACAUGCUGUUUUUGGGAACAAAGAAAUAUCCUAAAGAAAAUGAAUACAGCCAGUUUCUCAGUGAACAUGCUGGGAGUUCUAAUGCCUUUACUAGUGGAGAGCAUACCAAUUACUAUUUCGAUGUUUCGCAUGAACACUUAGAAGGAGCCCUGGACAGGUUUGCCCAGUUUUUCCUGUGUCCCUUGUUUGAUGCAAGUUGUAAAGACAGAGAGGUGAAUGCAGUUGACUCCGAACACGAGAAGAAUGUGAUGAAUGAUGCCUGGAGACUCUUCCAGUUGGAAAAAGCUACUGGGAAUCCCAAGCAUCCCUUCAGCAAAUUUGGGACAGGAAACAAAUACACUCUAGAGACUCGACCCAACCAAGAAGGCAUCGAUGUAAGGCAAGAACUCCUGAAAUUUCAUUCCACAUAUUAUUCGUCCAAUCUGAUGGCUAUUUGUGUUUUAGGUCGAGAAUCUUUAGAUGACCUGACUAAUCUGGUGGUGAAGUUAUUUUCUGAAGUAGAGAAUAAAAAUGUCCCUUUGCCUGAAUUUCCCGAGCAUCCUUUCCAAGAAGAACAUCUUAAACAACUUUAUAAAAUAGUACCCAUUAAGGAUAUUAGGAAUCUUUAUGUGACGUUCCCCAUACCAGACCUUCAGCAGUACUACAAAUCUAAUCCUGGUCAUUAUCUUGGUCAUCUAAUUGGGCAUGAAGGUCCUGGGAGCCUGUUGUCAGAACUCAAGUCAAAGGGCUGGGUUAAUACCCUGGUUGGUGGACAGAAGGAAGGAGCCCGGGGUUUUAUGUUUUUCAUCAUUAAUGUGGACUUAACUGAAGAAGGGUUAUUACAUGUUGAAGAUAUAAUUUUGCACAUGUUUCAAUACAUUCAGAAGCUACGUGCAGAAGGACCUCAAGAAUGGGUUUUCCAAGAGUGCAAGGACUUGAAUGCUGUUGCUUUUAGGUUUAAAGAUAAAGAGAGACCACGAGGCUAUACAUCCAAGAUUGCAGGAAAACUGCAUUAUUAUCCCCUAAAUGGAGUGCUUACAGCUGAGUAUUUGCUGGAAGAAUUUAGACCUGACUUGAUAGACAUGGUUCUUGAUAAGCUCAGACCAGAAAAUGUCCGGGUGGCAAUAGUUUCCAAAUCAUUUGAAGGGAAAACUGACCGCACAGAGCAAUGGUAUGGAACCCAGUACAAGCAAGAAGCUAUACCAGAGGAAGUCAUUCAGAAAUGGCAAAAUGCUGAACUGAAUGGGAAAUUUAAACUUCCAACAAAGAAUGAAUUUAUUCCUACAAAUUUUGAGAUUUUGUCAUUAGAAAAAGAUGCAACAUCCUACCCUGCUCUCAUUAAGGAUACAGCCAUGAGUAAGCUGUGGUUCAAGCAAGAUGAUAAAUUUUUCUUGCCGAAAGCUUGUCUCAACUUUGAGUUUUUCAGCCCAUUUGCUUAUGUGGACCCCUUGCACUGUAACAUGGCCUAUUUGUACCUUGAGCUUCUCAAAGACUCACUCAACGAGUAUGCAUAUGCAGCAGAGCUAGCGGGCCUGAGCUAUGACCUCCAAAAUACCAUCUAUGGGAUGUAUCUCUCAGUGAAAGGUUACAAUGACAAACAGCCAAUUUUGCUAAAGAAGAUUACUGAAAAAAUGGCUACUUUUGAGAUUGAUAAAAAAAGAUUUGAAAUUAUUAAAGAGGCGUAUAUGCGAUCUCUUAAUAAUUUCCGGGCUGAGCAGCCUCACCAGCAUGCCAUGUACUACCUCCGCCUGCUGAUGACUGAAGUGGCCUGGACUAAAGAUGAGUUGAAAGAAGCCCUAGAAGAUGUUACCCUCCCCCGACUUAAGGCCUUCAUACCUCAACUACUGUCACGGCUGCACAUUGAAGCCCUUCUCCAUGGAAACAUAACAAAGCAGGCUGCAUUAGGAAUUAUGCAGAUGGUAGAGGACACCCUUAUUGAGCAUGCUCACACCAAGCCUCUCCUUCCGAGUCAGCUAGUUCGCUACAGAGAAGUCCAGCUUCCUGACAGAGGAUGGUUUGUUUAUCAGCAGAGGAAUGAAGUUCACAAUAACUGUGGCAUCGAGAUCUACUACCAGACAGACAUGCAGAGUACCUCAGAGAACAUGUUCCUGGAGCUUUUCUGUCAGAUUAUCUCUGAGCCUUGCUUCAACACCCUGCGCACCAAGGAGCAGCUGGGCUAUAUUGUCUUCAGUGGACCUCGCCGAGCCAAUGGCAUCCAGGGCUUGCGAUUCAUCAUCCAGUCAGAGAAGCCACCUCACUACCUGGAGAGCAGGGUGGAAGCCUUCUUACUUACCAUGGAGAAGGCCAUAGAGGACAUGACAGAGGAGGCCUUCCAGAAGCACAUCCAAGCACUAGCCAUCCGUCGACUCGACAAACCAAAGAAACUCUCCGCAGAGUGUGCUAAAUACUGGGGGGAAAUCAUCUCUCAGCAGUACAAUUAUGACAGAGAUAACAUAGAGGUUGCAUAUUUAAAGACACUUACCAAGGACGACAUCAUCAAAUUCUACAAGGAAAUGUUGGCCGUGGACGCACCAAGGAGACAUAAAGUAUCCGUCCAUGUUCUUGCCAGGGAGAUGGAUUCUUGUCCCGUUGUUGGAGAGUUCCCAUCUCAGAAUGAUAUAAACUUGUCAGAAGCACCAGCCUUGCCACAACCUGAAGUGGUUCAUAACAUGACAGAGUUCAAGCGUGGCCUGCCCCUGUUUCCCCUCGUGAAGCCACAUAUUAACUUCAUGGCUGCAAAGCUCUGAAGAGAGUGGAUACGUUCCUGUGUCUUCCGGGGCCGGGGGAGCAAUCUUAGCCACUUGAGUAGUUUCUGGCUUGCUAUUAGAGAGACAAACAGAAAAGAGUUAUCAGACGUUAUUAUGUAGAAAUGUUAAAAACCCAAAGUAAUAAAAUUAUAAAAUCUUA